Molecule: messenger RNA, 5357 nt
Organism: Mytilus trossulus (common blue mussel)
Lineage: Eukaryota; Metazoa; Mollusca; Bivalvia; Mytilida; Mytilidae
Product: hydroxysteroid 11-beta-dehydrogenase 1-like protein
Exons: 12
Coding region: 557-1441 (294 amino acids)
Cellular component (GO): intracellular membrane-bounded organelle
Molecular function (GO): oxidoreductase activity
Source: RefSeq, a predicted model, not a curated record
CCUGAAAAUUGUCAUAGUAAUUAAUUGUGGAAUAUACCAGUACUUGAAAAAAAGAUGCUGUCCUAGAGAGAACCGACUUCAGCUGUCCUCAUCAGCUAUGAAAAACUUGUCUAUUUAAUUUAUCUUGAGUGGCAGGAAAUUUACAGCUUCUUGGCUCCUGUAUACAGUACAUUGCAUUCUAGUUACAGUUAGUGGAUUAUUUGGACAGUCUAUAGCAAAUAAACAAAAGAAUAAGGUGCGAGUAUAUGAUGUAAAAGACACCAGGUCAUAUCAUUUGACAGAUCUGUUUUAGAGAAAAUAACCCAACAGUACAAAGACAAGUUUAUACAGACAGACUGAGAAUUAAAGGUGUUAUUCCAAGGCUACGAAUGUUGGACCUACGGAACAGAUGUUAGAACGGAUUGUAUAUUAUAUAGAAGUUACAACAAUAUGAUGUUCAAGUCAAUGUUUAACAGACCUUCAUGCCUUUGAAAGUAACCAUCAUAGAACAUCGGAAUAUACAACUUAAUUAUUACAUGGGUUAUAUCAAUGCAGUUUGGCACCAAAAGAUUUUACCAUGUGGAAGAAAAUAUUAGCUGCUGUGUUAGGUAUACUGGUGGGAUAUUGGUUAAUAGAUGAUUUUGAUCCAGAUCUGUUGAAAGGAAAGAGAGUUCUUAUAACUGGGGCAUCAGCUGGCAUAGGAGAACAGAUGGCUUAUCACUAUGCAAAGAUGGGAGCCAAUGUAAUUGUUACUGCUAGGCGAGAACAAAAACUACAAGAGGUUGUUGCUAAAUGUAAAGAACUUGGCCGACCAGAUGGAAUUUACCAUUAUAUAUCAGCUGAUAUGAGUAACCUAACUUCUACAGAACAAGUCAUAAGGGAAGCCCAUGCCAAAUUAGGAGGAAUUGAUUACUUAGUAUUAAAUCAUAUCAUCGUGAUUCCGUUAGGCAUGUGGAGAGGAACAGUGGAUAAUCUCACACGGAUGGAUAAAAUUGUGGAUGUAAAUUAUAAAUCUUAUGUACAUCUCACGUCUCAUGCAUUACCUCUAUUGGAAGAAUCUCGUGGUAGCAUUGUAGUCGUGUCUUCAUUAGCAGGUAAAGUAGCUCAGCCAUUUUCUGGUGUUUAUUCCUCCACAAAGUUUGCAUUAGAUGGAUUUUUUGGAAGUAUUCGACAAGAAUUUGCUUUGAGGAACUGUGAUGUGUCAAUAACAUUAUGUGUUAUUGGCUUAGUAGGUACAGAAAGUGCUAUAUCAGAAUUGAGAAAUUUUGGACAACAUUUUUUACUUAAAUACAUAAAAGCAGCAGAACCUCCAGAUGCUGCCUAUGCAAUAAUAAGAGGCGGAGCUUUACGAGCGAGAGAGAUAUAUUUUCCUUAUAUGGAAACAAGAGUAUUAACAUUGUUACGAGAUUUAUUGCCGAGGACGGUGGACUAUAUAAACAGAUGGGUUUACACGACAAGUUGAAAAUGUGUUCUGUAACGAAAUAUUUUCUAGUCAAAUGUUCUUGUUAAUGCUUGCAAUGUGAAUCAUUGUUCAUCACUGCAGUGAAGAGUCCAGUCCAAAGAUUUGAAAUCCUCUAUACUCAUAGCAAUAGAAAAGAGAGUUGUAGAGAAAAUUCAAUAUUUAGUUAUCUCCCUGGAGUAAACUAUUCCCCUUUACUAAUUUAUCUCCCUUGACCAAGUUACCUUGUGGUGACUGUUUAACAUGCUAGCUUUUAGUCAGUAGAACUAUAUGUUUGGUUUCUUACACAGGCUACAUGAUUUUGAAAUUUAAAAUGUUUUUCAUUUGAGACUAAAGUUUUACUCAGGUGACUUAUUUUUAUUGUUGCUUAGACACUUUUUAAAUCCACAAAAUCAAAUAAUUUAAUUUUGGAUGUGACAUGUCUUCUGAUUGGCUGACGUUAUUUUGUUAUGAGCCCAUAGACAUAAUUUAGUCAUUUGACCGUGAUGUCAUCAACAUUUUUUCAUGGUUUUCUACGGUUUAAAAUAGAAUUUAGAAUUAAAUUAUAAAUUAAGAAAUGACUGUAAUAUUUUUUCUGUCUAUGAAGAAAUAACAUAAAAAAUUUGGUGCACACUGAAUAACGCGUGUAUGUGAAGCAAGAAUCACAUUAUAAACAACAACAUAACAAAAGGAUUUUCUAUUGUAAAAUUAAAUGAAGAAUUUUCUUUGCUGAAAAGACAAAAAAAAAUUAAUAUGCAGUUAUGUUAAAUUCAGCUUUUUUAUGCUAUGCAACUGUUACGAUUCAAAAUCUUGUUUGUGUAUUAUUGCAAUGGCUGUUCUGUGCUCAUGUAUAAUUUUGUGUAAGAUGGGGUUUAAAAAUCACCUUAAGAACAAAAAAGACUGACUGAUGUGUUAUUUUCUUCAUCAUAAUAUUGCUUACCUAAUUUUAUAACUGCUGAGGCCAAAUAUUGUAAAUUGGUUGAUUUUUUUUAUACAUAUACAAUUAAAAGCAAAUCGAAAUGAAUAAAUUUUGCUCCCAUACAGAUUGUAUUGGUGGGGGAGCCACGAAAUUGAAUUUAAAGGAACAAAUGCACAAAAUUCAAUUCCUUUGAAAUAGCAAUUUGACUGUCCAGGAAAAUGUAAGACAAUGGGAAAAUAAUAAUUGAUUCCAGUUAGAUUUUAUUAAUUAGUUACAUGGAUUCUUUUUUUUAGGGGCAUUUUAUUGUAUAUUCAAACUUCAUGGUGUUUAAGCAAUGUCUAAUGAUACAUCUACAAAGUCAUUCUUUUGAGACUUUUGAUAAUUAAGUGCCAGUCAGCCUAAGAAUCAGGCAGUGGUAAAAACAUGACCAAAAAGAAACCCACCAAAUUUGACAUUGAUUUCAGUUCAUAAUAUGUAGUUAUGCACAAAAAUAACAUUCAUUUCCAUAUUCGCUUCUUGUAAAAGAAGAUACAAUUUGGUUGAAAUGCACUAGAAAUUAAUGAAUAAGGGGAGAUAACUCUGUGAUUUGCUAUCAUUCUUACCAAUUUUCUAACCAAGUUUUUUUUAUACUACCAGACACACACAAAAGAAAGUAUUAAAUAGCAUGAUUAGCUUGGUGGGUUUUUUCUAAUCAUGUUGAAAUUUUUACCUAAAUUGCCUGAUUCUUACAAAGACUGGCACUUAAUAAAGCUUACUAUAUGCGUUAUGGGCUUUGCUCAUUGUUGAAGGCCGUACGGUGACCUAUAAUUGUUAAUGUUUGUGUAAUUUUGGUCUUUUGUGGAUAGUUGUCUCAUUGGCAAUCAUACCACAUUUUCUUUUUUAUAUCAAUUAUAUGGGAAAAAAUAUAAAAGACUUGUCCUCAAUCAUUGUAUUUAUGUUGUAAUGUUGAUUUAUUGUAUGUAUGAGCUUCUGUUUUAGGUUGACAGAAUAAAUAAUGGCCAAAAUUAAUGGCUAACAAAACAAAGAAUAAAGUAAAAUUAGACUAAAUAAUAAAGAAUAGAAGGAACUAUACCACAUAUAUUUUUAUAUAGGCUCACAAAAUACUGUAAACCAACUUAUUUUCAUGAGCGAUUUAUUUUCACGACUUUGGCGAGUAGAAAAAAAAACGCAAAUAUAAAUUGUCGCGAAUAUGUCAAACGUGGAUCUUUCCGUAUUAAACUUUAUCAAAUACAACAGAAAAUCUCGAAAUUAAAUAGCCACGAAGUGGUCAAGAAAGAGAAAAAGCAAAAUAAAGUAUCUGCGAAAAUAAGUUAGUUUACAGUAAUAAAUACAGAAUAAUGUGCAAAAUAAAAAAAGAAUAUGAGAAAAUUCAAUAGUAAAGGAAUGAAUAAACCCUCCCUUCCAGACACAGUUGUAAUGAAGGGAGGGGUUUUCUUUUAUUCAUUAAUUGAAAACCUUAAAUUGUUACAAGAUAUUUUAAUAAUUUAUUGUGACGAGGUUUUAAAAUAACUCACAAUACUGUUAGAGUAAAUGGUUGUCUGCUAAUCCUUACAAUUGUAUGAUUUUGUUGCUUAGAUUAUGUCAGGCAUUUUAUUGUAUAUUUAUUUCUACAGAUUGUUUUGGAUUUUAUUUUGGUGGAAGUGGGGUCUCAUUUUAAAGUUAAGGUGGUACCCAACACCUUCACUAAAAUUAAUUUGGCUCUUUUAAUUUUCAUAAAAUUUUGUCAAAGUAUUUACUUUGACCCUUUAACAAAAAUAUAAAAAUUAAUUUUUUUUUGAACCAACCGUUUUGUCAGAAAAAUUACACUGGUUAGAUAGCAGUUUGACAAACACUCAUUUUGAUCAUUGAGAAGCUUAAUAUUCCCUUAACAACACAACGUAAUUAAAACGUUACUCUGAUUUUACAGAGUUAUCUCCCUGUAGUGAUAGGUACCACCUUGAUUAUUUUGGUUUGCUUCAGUUAUGGUUGACACCAGUUCAAAGAACAUAAGAACAGGACCCUUUUUGUAAUUGCAUUUUAUCUUUUGCAAAAGUAUCUAAAAUUUGAACCACAAAAAAUAUAACAUCGAGUUUAGUCAAUUAUUUUCAGAUACAUUGGUGCUGAUAAACUUGUUUGUUGCUAUAAUUAAAAUUUGAUAGUGAGACAAGCUGUUGCAAACAACCAGCAAAUAAUGUCUUACUAAAAACCUUUUAGAAAAAUAGCAGCAACGUGUUAAAAUUAAGAUUGCUUUAUUUGUUUGUUCAAUAUAGAUCUUUUAGACUAGUUCGACAAUAGGAUAUCAAAUCUAAAGGUAUCUAAACCAUAUUGGACCACAGUGAUUUAGUUAAUUUUUUUUAACUAUACACUGCAAAAUCUUGACUAGAAAUGAAAAAACAUAAAAAAAAUCAUUGUUGUUAUGAAAGAAAAAUCAACUGGAAAAUUUAAACAAGUAUGUUGGCUUUACUAACUCAGAAAUAUUUAUUAUUUCUAAAAUUGUGUAAUUUUUUUGAUAUGGGAAAAAAAUCCACCAUUUGAACUUUUAUAAAGAUACCUUAAAACGAUAUUAGAUUACGAAAUCCUUACAAUAAAGACAUUUCUAUGUAGAGAUUUUGUUGCUGUAGACUUACAACUUCCACAUGAGGGAUUAUUUUUCACUGAAUUAGCAUUCACACGAAAUAUACCCACUUAGAAUACUGUAAAUUCAGAAAUAAGUGCAUCCGUAUCAAAUUCACAAUAAUAUAAAUUUGCAUUCAUAAUUUUAUUAAGUUAUUAUUUUUCACAAAAUAGCACGAAAUUGCAAUUAUAAGAUCUCACAGUUUGUGAUUUACAUAAUAAAUGAAUGCAUAAUUUCUGACUUCAUGGUAGCUUUUGCAAAAUUGUAAUAUGAGAAGGGUGCAUUAAUUGUUAAAUGCAGAAAAUUGUGAAAAUAACAACCCUGGAAAAUCUCCAAGUAUACUAUAUAUGUUUCUUUGUUUUAAUGCAUGACUACCUCCUAUUUAUAUCAUUGUUAAACAUGUUUAUAAAAUAAAAUACUCAUAAUAA